Monomorium pharaonis (pharaoh ant) is the source of this 987-nucleotide messenger RNA. RefSeq names its product probable low affinity copper uptake protein 2. Bases 144 to 767 code for a protein of 207 amino acids. Gene Ontology annotation, molecular function: copper ion transmembrane transporter activity. Lineage: Eukaryota; Metazoa; Arthropoda; Insecta; Hymenoptera; Formicidae. The record is from RefSeq and is a predicted model, not a curated record. Gene Ontology annotation, biological process: copper ion transmembrane transport; intracellular copper ion homeostasis. The transcript is spliced from 4 exons. Gene Ontology annotation, cellular component: plasma membrane.
AUAAACAAGCUGAGGAAGGCAGGGGUUAAGUUAGGUGGAUGGCGAUUGAAUGCGUAGGCGUUUGUAUACACUCGUGGCUUAUCAGUCGUCAUGAGUGCAUGUCACGAGUCGAGGGCGUAUGAGAGGAAAUUGAAAUAAUCAAGAUGCACAUGUGGUACUGGUUUGGCGUGGAUCUGGGCAGUUUCUUGUUUCCAGGGUACAAUGUUACCACAGUAUGGGGUCUAGUGGCGACCUGCCUGGGCCUGGCUGCCCUCGCUUUACUGUACGAGGCUAUGAAGGUCUCCCAGAUUUAUCUGCAACCAACUGUGAUCAAGCCUGCAUCUAGGAUGACCUCCUCGACCUCCUCGGAGAGCUCCUCCCUCUUAUCCAGAGUAACCCGAAGAAAUUUUAGAACUUAUACGAGAUGUGGAAAGUGCUCGAGAUGGACACUGCAAGUGUUGCACUGGUUCCUUCACACUGUGCUCAGUUAUAUCCUGAUGAUGGCUAUUAUGACGUACAACGCGUACAUCACAAUCGCUCUCGCGGUCGGAGCCUGCAUCGGAUACUACAUAUUCGGCCCUACACUCAUACAAUUAAACUUGCAAAACUUUCAACGUAAACAAGCAAUUGCAGAAUGUGAUAAAAAUUGCGAAGAUAUUGUCUCAAAUCAACAGAGACGUGAAUCCGCCGUCUCUAUCAUUGCAGAACAAUUAGUCACCGAAGCGAAUAUCAUAAUUCACGUACCGAGUAAUACACGUGUUUUAACGCCAAUGGAAAGUCUGACAUAAUUUAAAAUAAUUGUUUUUGUUGUCACAUUAAAUAUUACACAUGUAUAUAUACUUAAGCAGUAUGUUUUUAUACAGAUGUUUUAUUAGAAAAUUAUAAAAUAAAAUGUAUGAUACAAAUUUAUAUUCAUAAUAUUUACAACAAAAUAUUCUUGUCAGAUUACUGUACAUAUACACAAGAUACAACUGUAUUAGAUACAAAAAUAUAUUAUUUUGUUAGGUA